Messenger RNA from Pneumocystis murina B123, 456 nucleotides. Its product is annotated as Grx4 family monothiol glutaredoxin. The record is from RefSeq and is a predicted model, not a curated record. The transcript is spliced from 5 exons. NCBI's taxonomy places the organism in Eukaryota, Fungi, Ascomycota, Pneumocystomycetes, Pneumocystales, Pneumocystaceae. Bases 1 to 456 code for a protein of 151 amino acids.
AUGAACCUCUUAAGAAAGCUAUUUAAACAGACAAAUUAUCCUUUAAAUAGACAUAUUACGAUAAGGCCUUCAAAUAUUUCGUUUUUUUCUCGUGAAAUUUGCCAAGAAACUCGCAUUAAUAUUCAAAAUCUUUUAAAAGCAUCACCAGUUGUCCUUUUCAUGAAAGGAACUCCUGAAAAGCCUUUAUGCGGGUUUUCUAAUGCAGCUAUCCAAAUAUUAAAUCUCUUUUCAAUUAAUCCGGCUAAAUUUCUGACAUUUAAUGUAUUGGAAGAUGAUCGAAUAAGACAGGGUAUUAAAGAAUACAGUAAUUGGCCAACAAUACCGCAGCUUUAUAUUGAUAAUGAAUUUAUUGGAGGAAGUGAUAUUCUUCUUGAAAUAUACAAAAAUGGAGAAUUAAAAAAACUUCUUAAUAAGGCAGGCGUUUUAUUAGAGUUAGGUAAAAUACAGAUUAUAUAG